Messenger RNA from Colletotrichum destructivum, 2950 nucleotides. Its product is annotated as Putative Cellulose-binding domain, fungal, glycoside hydrolase, family 5. The coding region runs from base 1142 to 2458 and encodes 438 amino acids. Gene Ontology annotation, molecular function: mannan endo-1,4-beta-mannosidase activity; cellulose binding. The record is from RefSeq and is a predicted model, not a curated record. The transcript has 7 exons. Gene Ontology annotation, cellular component: extracellular region. Lineage: Eukaryota; Fungi; Ascomycota; Sordariomycetes; Glomerellales; Glomerellaceae. Gene Ontology annotation, biological process: carbohydrate metabolic process.
CAGAUACUGUCAUUCGACAUGAGUGACACGAGCUCGCUUCCAAAAUGGACGACUCAUAGUUUUGAUUUAAACACCAGAUGCACCGUAUCUCAGCUCCCCUCGAUAGUCUCUUCCAAACUUUUCUUUCUUUGUCUUUCUUCCUCUCCUUCUCCUAAUAUUUUCCUUUGCCUGGUAAGGUUGUAUCAUUCCGUGCCUUUUUGAUUCACGCUUCACUCCUCAUCUACUGCCCUUGCUAUGAUGUUCCUUUCGUUGUGGCAUGCUCGUCAUAUUCGAGUGGUAAGCACGAAGUCGGUUGGACCCUAGAAUCCCACCUUCAGCUACCUACCCGGCUUAUAUCUUGGGCGACAUCAAACCUCACGUUAUAUCGGGACCUUUUAGAGUUUGGGGGAGUCGCAGAGAGGCGGGGCUGGCGGUGACCAUGUUCGAAUGCGGGAUGCGGCGGGCCAUGCUCCGCCGUUACAGCCCCAUACGUCGAGGCGGAACUUACACCAAGAAAGGCAACCGGCUUUUGAUACCGCUCAAGCUGAAAAAAAUGUCGCCACUGAGCUCGUUCCCGCUGCUCAUUGCUUGUCACGGCUGUGAGAUGUUGAUGUGGCGGCUACUAUGAGAGGCUCGAUUCGGUCGACGGCUCACACGAGAUAACCGCGAAAGGGUGGGUUGGCGGGGUUCGCAACCGUAGAUCGUGGUUCUAUGGUUCCCGGAAGCUCUGUCGGGAACGGACAAGAUCCAUCCAAGAUAUGCAAUGCGACACAAACUCGACAGAGAACCUGGCUGAGCCGGUCUGUCGGCCUGCUGGCCCAUUCGUCGCCAGACCCGAACGUCUUGCCUCUCUCACGCUCGUGGCCCUCCCUCCGCACAUCCUUUGUCGGAUAUCUUCCCCUCAACUGCGGAGCAGACCCAGUCAGUCCGAGGGUCCAGCCCGUCAGCCAUGGCGUGGGCAUGUACGACUACUCCCAUGGGCGAUGUCAUUGAUGGAAUCUGAGAGCGCCCUUGAAGGAGGCUUUUGAGGGGAAAGGAAGACGACGAUCCGGCGAGGCGGUUCCGGCCAUGUCGGGUUCAGAAAGUGGAGUCUGGGUUCGAGUACAAAAUGGCCGCCCUCCCAACGGCACCAUGGGAUUGAGACUCAUUCUCAUGAGACAACAUGGCAUAUCUCACGAUGAAGUCUAUGAUUGCUGGUGCCCUCGCCUUCACGGCCGCUGUCUCUGCGCAGGCGCCGCUUUAUGGACAGUGUGGCGGUGAGAAUUGGAGCGGACCAACGACCUGCGUUGCUGGCUCAGUUUGCACUUUCAGCAACUACUGGUACUCGCAAUGUGUUCCCGGAACCGCCGUGACGACUACCCGCUCGAGCACCCUCACAACCUCCACACGCCCCGCGACGACCUCCUCCGUUCGGACCACUUCUUCCCGGACCUCGUCGGCCGUGCUUCCGCCCGGCACCGGCUUCCCCUCAGUCAGCGGCACCAAGUUCACCAUCGAUGGUGUGACGAAGUACUACCCAGGGACCAACUGCUAUUGGUGCAGCUUCCUGACCAAUGCUUCCGACGUUGACCUUGUUCUCGGCCACCUCAGAACCUCAGGCCUGAAAAUCCUCCGCAUCUGGGGCUUCAGCGACGUCAACACCGUUCCUCAGUAUGAUAACUGGUUUCAACACCUGACUGCCUCGGGCUCGACCAUCAACACAGGCGCCAACGGCCUAGGCCGCCUCGACACCGUCGUCGCAUCGGCCGAGAAGAAUGGCAUCAAGCUUAUCAUUAACUUUGUUAACAACUGGGACGACUACGGCGGGAUCAAGGCGUACACAAACGCUUUUGGCGGUACCCACAACGGCUGGUACACCAACACGGCGGCCCAGACACAGUACCGCAAGUAUAUCGACGCCGUCGUCAGCCGGUACAAGAACUCCAACGCCAUCUUUGCUUGGGAGCUGGCCAACGAGCCGCGCUGCCAGGGGUGUGCUACCUCUGUCAUCUACAACUGGGCCAAGUCGACGUCGGAAUACGUCAAGUCCCUAGACCCCAACCACCUGGUGACGCUCGGGGAUGAGGGCAUGGGGCUCCCGGGCGAUACCACGUAUCCCUAUCAGUACGGAGAAGGCACUGACUGGGUGGCUCUGCUUAACAUUUCAACUUUGGACUUUGGGACCUUCCACUUCUACCCCAACUCAUGGUCGGUUGGCUAUGCUGCCGGCAACAAGUGGGUGACUGACCAUGCUAAGGCAUGCGUUGCAGCGAGCAAGCCUUGCUUCUUUGAGGAAUAUGGUACGCCUACCAACCACUGCGAGCUGGAGAGACCAUGGCAGAUUACCUCGGUGGCGACCCCCGGCAUGGCUGGCGAUGCCUUUUGGCAGCUGGGUGACACCAUCAGUACUGGGCAGACGCACAACGACGGCAACACCAUCUACUAUGGCACUGACGAGUGGACGUGCUUGGUGACCAACCACGUUAACGCCAUCGGCUAGACAGCAUUCCUAGGCUUAACCCUGUGUGGGACGGCGAAACAUGGGUUGUCCGGCACGUGGAAGAAGCGCUGCCGGACGAUGGAAACUGUAGAUAGUAUUCUCUUCAUUGUACAUAUUCAAUGAGAAAACGCCAAGAGCUAGGCCCACUUCGACUGAAGAAUAGCGUGACCUACUAUGCUGCUGCAGUUGCUGUUGCCGGCGUAUAUCGAUAAGCCGAUGAGAUUUGUAACGCAUCAGACUAGUAAGGGAAAUCGCGGCUGGUCGAGGUCGUUUUCCAUUGACACCGUGAGCGAGUGAUGAUUGGUUAAGCAAGGGAGGUUACGAGGUGCAAUAUAACAAUGAGGAUGAAAAACACCAAGUGAGAGAGAGUACUUGUUUGUAAAGGGAAAGAAACAAUAACCAACCAAUCAAUCAUAUGACGGUGGAUUAAUCUGACGGCGCGUUGCUGCUGAGGGAAGGUGCGGUAACCAUGGAUGCGUCAUGGGCGGACUC